ACCGUGAAUGGACCUUCAAUCUACACAAAUGUCGUCGACAGCGCCCCGAUAUGGCGGAAUUUGAUGAUUUAAAGCAUAUGGUGAUGAGUUUUAGGGUUUCAGAACUCCAAGUGCUCCUUGGCUAUGCGGGAAGAAAUAAGAGCGGUCGCAAGCACGAACUACAAACCCGUGGCUUGACUCUACUUAAGAGUGGCUGCAGCACCUCCGUCCAGAUCAAAAUCCGAGAGUUGUAUCGCAGGAGGUUCCCCAGAAGACUGAUCAACCCACCCCAAUUCAUGCCGGGUAUGUCAGAAGGGUCCGGGUCGGGCAGUACAUGUAGUAAUAGUACCACAGGCACCAGUCACCACAGUAGUUCAUCAAGUAACCCUCCACUUCCAUCCUACCCAGGGACUAUGAAUAUUCAUCAGAAUGUCCCACAUGAACUCUUAGGGGGAUCGUGUCAGCCCCAGCCGUUUCAUCCCGACGUGAAGUUGAAAUUGUUGCCGUUUUACGAUGUACUAGGGGAGCUUGUCAAACCUACAGGAUUGAUGCCGCCAGUUGGAAACAAAUUCCGAGAGGUACACAGAACGGUGUUUUUCCACUUCACCCCCGCACAGACGCAACAGAUAAUAGAGCAAAGAGCACAAGUGCAAUUAAGGUUUUGUCUUGCAGAAACAAGCUGUGACCAGGAUGAUAAAUUCCCUUCCAGUGUGUGUGUAAAAGUCAACGGAAAACUCUGUCCUCUGCCACCGUUCCUGCCACAAACCAAAGCAGGGACUGAACCUAGGCGGCCGAGUAGACCGGUUAAUAUAACCCCGCUUAGUCGAUUAACUCCUACCUCACCCAACCAAGUAGACGUUCAGUGGAUCCCAGAGAUUGGCCGGUCCUACUGUGUUGCAGUCUACUUAGUCAGUCAACUUUCAGCAGAGAUUCUUUACCAGAGAUUAAAGAAUAACGGAGUCCGGAAUGCAGACCACUCCAGAGCACUCAUUAAAGAGAAGCUCGCCCACGAUCCAGAAAGUGAGAUCGCAACCAUGAGCCUUCGAGUCAGUUUAAUGUGCCCCCUGGGCAAGAUGCGCAUGAGCACGCCGUGUCGCCCAAUAUCCUGCAACCACCUGCAGUGUUUCGACGCCGUGCUGUACCUUAAGAUGAACGAGAAGAAACCAACGUGGAUCUGUCCUGUGUGCGACAGGAAAGCACCGUUUGAUUCCCUCAUCAUUGACGGCCUAUUCAUGGAGAUCUUGGGGCAUCAUACGCCAAGUCUUGAAAUCCAGUUCCUUGAAGAUGGCUCCUGGCAGCCACUUUCUGAGAAGAAACGGAGAUACAGCUCUGUGAUGAACAUCAGCGGUGAGGACUUGUCAUCGAACAAGAAGUCCAACGUGGAGUGCAUUGACCUGACUGUCUCCAGCUCAGAGGACGAAGGCGAUGAGACGGAAGAAGAAGUCAGCAGCGACACGGAUGAGGACGAGGAGGACGAUCAACCCGUCCCGAGACCCCAACACCGCGCCACAACGAUGCGGGUCACCGAGGACGACGAAGAUGACCCUGAGCCUAACGUCAUCUCACCGUCGCCGAAAUCACCGCCGCCGCUCACGAUGACGAAUAAACGGUACCCGAUAGACUACAGCUUACAGCCCCCACUGCCGACACCUCAUCACUCAAGCCUCUUACCCUCCAUGGAUCUGGGUCAGACGACGCAUUCUCAAAUGCCUCUCUUUGGUGGUGAUUACAAUUCACCGUACCUGCCGAUACCACAAUCAGAAUACCCUGGAAUGGAUCUGUACUCUUUACUUCACAAUGAUUCACAGUCACAAUACAUGCCACAUCUCUAUUUUGACCACCUCGCCGCCUCCAGCAACAGCAUCCGCAGCGCCAGCAGCAUCAGCACCACCAACAGCAACAGCAGCGGCACCAGCAGAACGGCCAGCAAUGGUAGCGCCAGCGGGUACAACCUCGCCGACGUGAUUGCGCUCGAUUGACGUCUUGACCCCAGUCCAGCCGAGAGUGCAUCACCUCAAAGAGCGGCCGGGCCGGGGAGCUACGUAACCUACACUAGUAGUAGUAGUAGUAGUAGUAGUGGUCGACAACAUCAUCCGUCGUAUUACUAUAACCCUCAGAACUACCUUAGCAGUUACGCCAACAACUAUCUGUCGGAACUGAGGUAGUAUCUGAUAUUCUACAUGUUCUAGUCUUUUAUUAUGUGUAUGGUUUAUCUAGUUGUACCACAUGUUUUUUUGUAUGGUUAAAGAUAUUUGCUGGGGACGUACGUAGCACUUUGUAAAUUGGUCCCUCUGUGGGGAUGAGUGUCAGGGGGAUAUAGAUCGACACGACAUGAUUGUUAAGGACUUACAUUCUGUGAAUAAUUAUAUGCUUUAUUGUAUAAACCAAUGAGCUCCUAUCAGACAAAACACCUGGGCCCAGUUUCAUAAAGCCUGUAAGCACAACAAUUUGCUAAGCACUGAAAAAUGUUGCUUAACAAAAAAAGGGUACCAAUCAAAAUCAUAUUAAGUUUACAUUGUUGUGGCUGGUGCCUCACACAGUUUUUUGCUUAGCAAUGAUAUCCUCUGUUCCGGACGGUACUUACCCGCUGGUUGUCCUGGACGUAUUUUGACUAAGGACUCAAAUAAUAAUCGCCCAAUUAACAAAAAAAUAGAUUAGAGGAAUAAUAGAGAAUUUGGAUCAAUACAUAAAGCACGCCCGAUACUUCACAGAGGCAACGAAGGCGAUUGCCUCCAUGCCCCCUGUUGUUCUUCUUUGUGCCCUUGAAAUGCUCC
Asterias rubens (European starfish) is the source of this 2753-nucleotide messenger RNA. Its product is annotated as E3 SUMO-protein ligase PIAS2-like. Lineage: Eukaryota; Metazoa; Echinodermata; Asteroidea; Forcipulatida; Asteriidae. Gene Ontology annotation, biological process: protein sumoylation; regulation of transcription by RNA polymerase II. The coding region runs from base 51 to 1958 and encodes 635 amino acids. The record is from RefSeq and is a predicted model, not a curated record. The transcript has 12 exons. Gene Ontology annotation, molecular function: transcription coregulator activity; zinc ion binding; SUMO ligase activity.